AUGUUCCUUCAUGCCGGCGCGAGCCUGCAUGGCCAUGAAUACUCCCAGCGCGCUUCCUCAGCGGCUGCUUCUGCCGCGCCCAACCUUCGACCGCCGCCGCUGCUGCGAUCGGCCUUUGCUCCUCCCAAGCAGCGCAAUCUGACAGCCGACGAUGCCGCUGUGACGCCUGUUCGCCAGCGCCCUGCCUCUGACUGCAUUCCGCGUGACUCUUCGCCCAUGGUCCGGUUCCGCGAUCCUCACGACGAGACUCAGUCCGCGCUGGCAACCCACGACGAGUCAGUCUCCGAGUCCGAACUCAGCGAGGCCACCUUCUCGAUUGAUGGCAGCACCGUAGUCUCGAAGACCCGUCGUCACCGGAAUCGCCGGGUGCUUCAUAAGAGCACCACCUACGGCCUGGGUUACCCUACCCCGAGGAUAUUGGGGAAGACGAAAGUGGUUCAGAAAGUGUUUCUGCCACGCCUGCUUCUUCAGCUCCAGAAGGUCGGCAGCGACGGCCGGACGGUUCCUGUCCUCGAAGUCUUUCCAGCCUCCAGGAUAGCGGGACCGGUUGUCUCGCCACGUCUGGUUAAGAAGUGUCCGAAUAUCUUCCGGGUCAAGCGUCAUCUGGGGUACGACGAUAUUGUGCUCGUCCGCCGAGACGACGAUGACCAUGCCUCUUCGGAUGCUGCCGAAAACGAGAGCGACGAGAACUUGGAGGGGAAGAACCUCCUGGCCGUGUACAGCCCCUUGAAGCACUCGGAUGAGGCCGAGAUCGUGCUACAUGAUGGGUCUGUCUGGCUGGCCAAGCCGUUACCGAACGGCUGUUAUGACUUUAUGCAUACCGAUGCUGAGGGGAAGACUACCACGGCGCGGUGGGCACGUAGGCAUAACCUGUCUUCCACGCCGACCUCGGGCGACUCUUUGGGCCAAGCCGGGGCCCCCCAGGUCCGCUACACCUUCAGCGUCCUCAACCCGAACACUCGGCGUCACCCGGUCAUGGCCACUUUGACGCCAUUCAGCCUGGAGGUGCAGGAUACCUACACUUCUGUCUCGCCAUCGCACUACCGGACCCCUCCCAUCACCCGGACCGGACGGUCGGCCUCUGUGACGUCGGUCCCUCCUCCGACUUCUCCCAGUACCGACCUCUCGGUGUCCCCUUCACCGAGUUCUCCCGACCAGCGCAUCAUUUAUGCCGUCGACAAUGCAACCAAGUUUCUGAUCGCUGCGACGGCCCUCUGGGUUGCCCUUAGCGAGAACUGGUCCCAGAACUACGGCAACUCACCCGCCAUUGUGCCUGGUCUCGGGCAAGGUUCGUCGCUGACCUCGUCCAGUGCAGCAGCCCUUCCCUUGGUCAACGGCUCAGCCAGCAGCACGACCCGCAGCCGCCGAAACACGUGGACCCGCGGUUCGACAUUGGAUUCUGUCCGCCAGAGCGACCCGGGUACCACAGAUCCACCGUCAGCAUCGUCAUCCGUGAAAUUCGGCAGUCUUAAACGCUUCUCUCUGCCGGCAUACCAGCCUGCUGCGAGGUGCAACAGCCUUAGGGCAUGUAUCUCACAACCAUCGACGCCUCUUGGAUCGCGAACCUCAACUCCUGUGCCAGGAGCCAGCCCCUCUGUAGCCGCAAAUGAAGGAACGCCCAUAGUCACGCCGACGAUUCGUGCCGUCCCGCCGUUGUAUGCUCCGAAACGAGCAACGAUUACCGGGGCGACGUUCACGCCGCUGCGUGAGCCUAGUGCCAGCGACGCUGCUGGUGGUGUCGUGGACGACAACAGUGACGAUUCUGGCAUCGGAAUUGCAGCAAUUGCACCAGGUACCACGACGAGCAUGGUGGCCGAUUCAGCUCCGCGAUCUGAACCCGCGCCCCCACCCGCACUAGCACCUUCUGCCACGCCAACCCAAAUCACAUCCACGCAGAAACAGCAACAGCAACAGCAACAGCAACCACUGCAGCUUGAAGGCCAACAACAAGGCAAGACCCGCCGGAAACGCUUCUCCUUUCCUCUCUCGCUCACUCUGCAUCGCGCCUCUGGAUCUAGAUCGGCUUCAGCGGCGGCGACCCCGACGACACCGUCAUCCCCCGCCGUUGUCAUAGUGCCGGGGAAGAAGAGCGUAGAGCUCAACACUGCCGCCAUGGCCUUUGAUGUCCCCAGUCCUAUGGGGAUGCCGAACGGUCUGAAUGGCAGCGGCCUAGCGAAGAAGCCUAGCAUGAGAGCUAGGAUCAGUCGCUGGUUCCAAAAGUUGGGCCCCGGGAGCAGCUCAAAUGCACACACGCAGUAG
Thermochaetoides thermophila DSM 1495 is the source of this 2259-nucleotide messenger RNA. RefSeq lists its product as uncharacterized. The transcript has a single exon. The coding region runs from base 1 to 2259 and encodes 752 amino acids. The record is from RefSeq and is a predicted model, not a curated record. NCBI's taxonomy places the organism in Eukaryota, Fungi, Ascomycota, Sordariomycetes, Sordariales, Chaetomiaceae.